AUGAUGGAGAAAUAUGGGCAGGAAAAUCCAAGAAAAGUUAAACUUGUUAAUGGUGUAAAGGUUAUUUGUUCUGAAGAGUUUUUGCUUGGGAAAAGAAGUGAUGGAACUCGUGUUUACCUUGGACUCGGAAAAGAUGGUUAUGGAAAAGCAGUAAAACGAUUGCUUCGAGAUAACUGUUCGGAGUUAGCAGAACGAGAAAAAGAUAUUUUGAAUGAGUUGAAUGCCAAGCGCUCAAAUUAUGUUGUGAAUUAUUGGUAUCUUGAAGAAGAACCAGGCACAGAUUAUUUGUAUUUGAUAUUGGAUUUGUGUGAAGAAUCGUUAGAGAGUUACGUGAAAUCUUCUUGUUUGCAAGAUCUUCAAAAAGUCGUUCCUAAAGAUCUUAUUCAGACCUUGAAUGGUCUAGUUUACCUCCACAGUGGUCCGUGUUCUAUUCUUCAUCGGGAUUUAAGACCAUCAAACGUUCUUCGAGAUCAUACAAAGAGGAGAGGAGCUAAAGGUUGGAUAGCUCCAGAGUCAUAUGACGCAUCAGAUGAAUCAAUUGAUAAAGUUCGUUACAAAAAAGAGUCUGAUGUUAUGGGGAAACAUCCUUUUGGAAUUGAACGGCAUAGACUGGACAACAUUUUGAAAGGAAAUCCAGAUGGCUUGAACGAAAUCAAGGAUGCCACGUUUAAAGACCUUUUAUCGUGGAUGCUACAGCUAAAACCUGAAGACAGACCAUCGGCCAAAAAGGCGUUAAAACACCCUUAUCUACAAACCGAUAAAGAGAAUUUUGAUUUGCUGUGUGAUGUUGGGAAUGAACCAGAAAUAAAGACAUCAUCUCCACAUUCUCUUCCCUCAAAUCUUCGUGAGCAGUUGAAUCUUUCAAUAGAUUGGAUGGACCGUAUCGAUCCUGAAUUCUUUAAUCAUUUCAAUAAAGUAUCCGACUCUACAUGGUUAGGUUGCCUAAGAUUUUUACGAAACGUUCGCCAGCAUUGGCAUGAUAAAUCUCGUCCACAACUGUCAUCAUGUGUUAAAGAUGGAAACUAUCAAGAGUAUUUUCUUCAACUUUUUGAGGAACUGCCUUAUCUAGUUAACAGAGCCAUAAGAUUGAGUGACUGA
Xenia sp. Carnegie-2017 is the source of this 1098-nucleotide messenger RNA. RefSeq names its product serine/threonine-protein kinase/endoribonuclease IRE1-like. Gene Ontology annotation, cellular component: IRE1-TRAF2-ASK1 complex. The coding region runs from base 1 to 1098 and encodes 365 amino acids. Gene Ontology annotation, biological process: mRNA processing; IRE1-mediated unfolded protein response; protein phosphorylation. The record is from RefSeq and is a predicted model, not a curated record. NCBI's taxonomy places the organism in Eukaryota, Metazoa, Cnidaria, Anthozoa, Malacalcyonacea, Xeniidae. The transcript has 3 exons. Gene Ontology annotation, molecular function: RNA endonuclease activity; protein tyrosine kinase activity; protein serine/threonine kinase activity.